AUGAAUCGAUCAAUCCUCAGCCAAAGCCAUGUCCAAGGCAUGAUAAGGUCGCGAAAGAUUCUGUUUCUGGUCGUUCUGAUAGCCAUCACCGCUUUCACUACCCUUCUCCUCCGACGACCUCAGGCUUUCGAGGAGUCCGCAGCUUCGCUCUUUUACGGUCACCAUGCGCACGAAGAGAACCAACCGCUCCUCCCGGCCAGCUCCCUCUUACACCCAAUCCACCAGCUAGUCUCGGAGGCGGAAGGGGAUUUCCAGACCGUACGCGCCCGCCAGUCACGAUCCCUCAGCGAUGCCGUAGCCGAGUACCGCAGGCGGUACAAGCUGCCUCCGCCGCCGCACUUCGACAAAUGGUAUGCUUUUGCGAAGAAGCGAGGGGUCGAGCUGAUCGACGAAUAUGACACCAUAUACCAUCAGCUACUCCCGUUCUGGGCGCUGGAGCCGGCGCUGAUUCGCGAGAGGACAAGAGAAGCCGUUGGAUUUGACAAUGCGUUGAUCGCCGUGACCAUUCGAGAUGGCAAGGUCGUCACCGUCCAAGGAGGAGGCGACAUGUAUCAGUGGCACAGGGACGCAACGCCGGUCAUGUUGCAGGAGUUUGUCCAGUACCUGCCAGAUAUGGAUCUGGCGUUCAACAUCCACGACGAACCUCGAGUCGUCUUGCAGCAUGAUGACCUCUUACACCACGUGCAGGUUGCAACGGACGAGAACAUGCCCAAGGCUUAUGGCAGUCAAUCACUGAACAACAAGUGGUCUCCGAGACCUGCUGAUCUGGGCGAAGGGAUACGGAUCAAAGAGUACAAGACGACCCGAUUCAACAAGUACGCACACCAGCCGACGUGGAGCGAGUCAAGAUUGUCCUGUCCACUCGACAGUCCGGCACGGGCCUGUCUGGACGACGCCUGUCCCGACAACACCACAACAUACUCGGGCCUUCCGCUGGGUAUUGUGCGCAACACGACCGCGUUCUCCGACAUCUGCAACUCCCCAAGCAUGGAGAGAUCCUUUGGCUUCUUCGACCGCCCCAAUGCAUUUGACGUGACACACCAGCUAUUUCCGAUUUUCUCACAGUCGAAAAUCUCCAGUUUCCAGGACAUAUUGUACCCAUCGCCAUGGUAUUUCAUGGGUCGAGUGAAAUACGAAAAGGAGCGGGAUAUGCCGUGGGAAGAAAAGGCUCCCACCAUGUACUGGCGCGGCAGCACGACAGGCGGCUUCUCCCGGGAUGGCGGGUGGAGACGCCAACAUCGGCAACGCUUCCUGACCAAGAUCCAGCCAACGCACACAGCCAAAGUCCUGAUACUCGACAACUCCAGCAGCACGGACACCAUGUGGACGGAGAGGCAGUUCUCAAUGCAGGAGGUCUCGCACUACUUCGACGUCAAAUUCACGCACAUCGGCCAAUGCGACCCGGGCGACUGUGACGCGCAGCGCGAGUACUUUGGCACCGUCGAGCCCGUCAACAUGUUCGACGCCUUUGGGUCGAGGUACUUGCUGGACAUCGACGGCAAUGCCUUUUCCGGCCGAUACUAUGCCUGGCUGCUGAGCAACAGCCUCGUCUACAAGUUGGCCGUGUUCCGCGAGUGGCAUGACGAGUGGCUACGGCCGUGGGUGCAUUAUGUCCCGCUCAGCUUGAUCGGCGACGAGUAUGUCGAGGCCGUUCGAUACUUUGACCAGGAACAAAGCGGCAAGGUCGAGGGCAAGAGGAUCGCCACUCGCGGUCGUGAGUGGGCGCAGAAAGUGCUUCGGAAUGAGGACCUGGAAGUCUGGUAUUUCAGGUUGUUGCUUGAGUAA
This is a messenger RNA of Capronia coronata CBS 617.96, 1785 nucleotides long. RefSeq lists its product as uncharacterized. The transcript has a single exon. Bases 1 to 1785 code for a protein of 594 amino acids. The record is from RefSeq and is a predicted model, not a curated record. NCBI's taxonomy places the organism in Eukaryota, Fungi, Ascomycota, Eurotiomycetes, Chaetothyriales, Herpotrichiellaceae.